Messenger RNA from Porites lobata, 7814 nucleotides. Lineage: Eukaryota; Metazoa; Cnidaria; Anthozoa; Scleractinia; Poritidae. The record is from the annotation of a GenBank genome assembly.
CUCAACUAGGCACCUGAAAACAUUAUUUUUCUGGAACUGUUCAAAGAAGUGAUUAUUGACGAGUAAAUAAGAAUAGGCUAGUUUUCAAGGCGACAGGAAAAAAAGGUUGGAUGUCUUUCUGGCCGUGCAGAUUUGGCCGUGGAUUGCAGUCAGACCAGUGAAUUGUUUUUUCGCCGCUCGCCACCGGCAAUGGCAAAAUGCAGUCAUGCGUGUUGAGUGUUGCAGUUAGUCACGAAUACAAAAGUGGAUAUAUUGUUGGAGUCACAGCUUUCAAUUUUAUCUUUGAAGGGUUUUAUUUUCGCACCCUAGCAAGUCAAGCGCAUCAAUGAGUCAGCGGAAUCGGAGGUGAACCGGGAGAAAAUGAUUAACAGCUAAAAAGUUCCUGGUUGCCCGCAAGACAUACACGGCUGUCACGUCCACGAUAUACUCGUCCGAAACAGCUCAAUAAUGAAGCUUCUCUCGUUGGUUUUGCUUAUCGUCGCUUUUGAAUACUCACUCGCAAAUUUCGCCUCGAGUAACUCAUGUCAGCCGCUGAAUCGAACGCUGUUUGGAAGUUGCAUUAACGCUGGCUAUAACGUGUCUGAAUUUAAAACAAGCACACCACAAAGUCAACAACUGGCGAUUUUAAUUCAGGCAGCGCAGAGCAAGCUUAACUGUUCGCGGUUCUCAAAUCUUAUGACUUGCUCUAUCUUCCUACCUGGUAGUAAGUGUCCUUCAGCAAGAUUACCGUGUAAAGACGCUUGUAGAAGUUUUGUUAGCGACUGUCAAGACGGUUCAAGCGACAUCGAAGGACUGUUAACAUUGUUCAAUGGACUUUGUCAGCUUCUUCCCACAGACCAGUGUUUACCAACAUCCAUGGCCCACUCUAAUACUACUACUGCAGGUUAGUAAAUUGAAAACGUAUUUAAAAUUUAUUAAUAUAUUUUAAAUCAAGGUUUACGUGUUAUCAUGGACACUGAAUAUGAUAAUGUCGAUAGUGCACCGUUGGCCCUAGAUCUUUUUUUUUGCGCAGGAUAAAAGUGCACCACAUUGACGUACUACUUCCGUGUUGUCAUGUCUAAAGCACGUAUAGCCCGUUGUGGUCAGAAAUAUAAUAGCUUUCUGCCGUUCUUUUGCAACAAACGUGGGCAGAAUUUUUGGAGUGAUAAACAGUCUCUUAAGUUUAUAAUGGUGUAAUCUUAAAUGGUGGUAAAAGAGAGAAUAUUAUAUUUGGCAAAAUAUAUUUCAUUUUGAUAAUUACGCAGAAUAUUCUUUUUUUGAGUGUUACUAACCACAAAAACUCAAGCAAUGAAUAUAAGUGUUUGCUGUCGAGGGGGCGAAUAUGGGACUUUGGAUACCGCCAACCGGCGUUUCGCUUGGCAGAUAUAGAUAGCAUCAGCCGAUUAAAUGCAUUCCUAAUGAAAAUCAUGUGAAGCCCACGUGGUUACUGUACUGUAUCUCGGCAUAAUAGCCGGUUAUCGCGUGUACUGUUUUGUAUCAAGGAAAACGUUCGGAGAAAACAGAUAAGGCCCGAUUUAAGGCCGUAAUUUGCUUUACCUAUCAACUUGAAUACCGUAGAAAGAUAACAUGUCAAGAUGUUGAGUCAAACAAUUAAUCGCUCCACCGUUGAGAGCAGCAAAAUAUCGUAUGCAUAACUCUAACAAAAUUCUCAAAUCUGAUUGGCUAUCAGCUACACUGAUUUUGUUCUUAGGAAAGCACGCACCAUCGCGCGCAAGCACUUGAUUAUGGAAAAUACAGAAGAUCUCUGUUUACGAGAUUGGCUAGAAUUUUCGGAAUAUUAUGUAUUUCAAUUUUAAAACAGCUCAAAAUAUCGCAAACUUCGUUAUAGUUAUGAUUAAUUGGUAACAGUUGUGUCGUCUGUCUGUGGCAGAACCAGUGUUUUAAAGACACCCCCUGCGCGGGUGUCAGAUAUUGUUAAUCACUUUCUCGUAUGAUUACAGACCGAGUCCUAUUACCGUCACUAUUUAUUACUGUCAUCGCUACCAUCAUCAUUAUUUCUUAAUUAUUAUUCAUUCAAAUAUUUCAUAGUUUCUGAUUGGCUCAAUUAAAUCUUCAAAACCAACCGGCGCUGACCAAAUUUGGAGGAUGCAAGCAAUUUGGUACCAUCCAACCGAAGGUAUAUUUGAUUGGAAACGAGGAUGCAUGGGCAAUAGACCAUUGAUUAACCUCGUUUCAGGGCGUUCACGGUUAUACGAAGGCGCAAAAUAGCUGAAUUUCCGUCUAAACUUGAACUGCACAGAAUAAAUGCAAGAAUAGGCAAAACAUAUGUCAUCAACUUUUUAAGAAGUAUCUGCAAGGAAAAACAUUUGUAACAUCCUGAAACCGAGCCGAGAAAUAGGCCACUAGUUAACGAGAAGGUAAGCUUGUUAAGGACGUAGAAGUAUUUUGAAUCAAUAAUAAAAACAUUAUUGAACUCGGCUUUCGUAUGAUGUAAAGAAUUAUGCAGAGCGAGGAGGAUCGCUAGUGUUAUCCACCGGGGUUGAAGGCCUCUGUGGAAAACAUUCUCCCCGAUCUGCAUAAUUCUUCACAUCCUCAACCAUUUUCAAUAUUAAUAUUGCUGAUUAUCGUUAUUAUCAACGGAAAUAACAUUAUGAGAUCAAUGAAUUGCAUAGAAUUAUUUGUUAAACUGAAAACCUCACUUAUAUCUAAUCGACUGCUUCUUUUGCAGUUUACUCAGAUAACGUCACGUGUCAUGAGCUCAAUAUUAGCCAGUGUGCACAUGCAGGUUACAGCCACACUUCUGUGUCAAGUGCAUAUCAGAAGAUACUGGAAACUAGUGAUGUAUUUAACAACAGCAAGGAUAACUCCACGCUCAGAAAAAUAAUAUGUAUGGAGAUAGCCCCUCCUUGUGAUAACAAAUCUAAUAACACGUUGCUUGUUCCCUGUAAAACUACGUGUGAGGCUGCCUUUAACGAGUCGCAACCGCAGUUCAAGAAAAUAUUUAAGAGCAUCGAUUACUGUUCUGCAUUUCUGAAAACUGACAACGUUGACGGAAAGUAUUAUUGCGUGCUUCAAGAGUGGCCAAAUACAGGUUAUUGGCCAAGUGAUCUGUGGAAAAGAGUAAGCACAGGUAAUUUUACGACUCUAAAAAACAAUCUUACUUUUUAUGUUUUAGUUUGAAUAUAUAAAGGGUGUAAGCAUUCGUAAGGAGUGAACAUUCAGGGUUUUUCCCAAACUCCCAAAAAAGGAUUUUGCAGUUCCGAAUGAAAUAUUUACCGAAAAUGGGAAAUACCUCAAGAGUCUACAUUCUGUAAAGUGGACUCACCACAUCAAAUUUAAUUUCAUGGUAGGUACGGCCAUCAGUUCAAAAAGCAAAUGACGCCAGAAAGCGGUCUCUCGGUGAAAAUAUCAGGAAACCCUGCACCUUAAUUCUCUAAUUUUUCGUUUCUUUCAUUGCAACGGAUCAUAGUGAGACUAUGACUCUUGUCCUGGAUUCUUCUAAUUUUUUCAACGCAACCGACUAUCGUGUGACUCCACCAGAACCGACGUUAGCUCGGACGUUUCCAAGUUAAUGUUGCUAUAGCUUGUCAAAUUUGGUGGCAGGAAAUUUUGCUAGUUACACUAUCCGUAUACCCAUAGUUAAUUAAAGUGGAAUGGUUGGGAAACCGUUUGUUAUAUGUUUUUGGUAGCUUUUUUGGACCUGACCGUGCAUAACGUUCAAUAGCUUUCCUAUCAUUUUGAACUUACUGAUCAAUAGAAACAUUGCAUUAAUUUAUUCAGCACAAUUUGUGAACAAAAAACAAAGGAUUGUGCAGGGUCAGGAAGCUUUCAACCUACAGCACCGUUGUUUUCAACUCUGAUCUUUGCCGGGUUUCUUAGCCAGUCUCCGGCUACUAACUAUGAUCACCACCUAAUGCCGUUGUACACGCAAGUGAAAGGACCUGUAAGGUUUCUUUGCAAGCUGACAUUUAUGUAGCUUUUUUUUUACAUUUCGCCCCAUGUAACGGCAAGAGAGUCUUGAAUCCUAGAUUCCACUCUGUGCAUUCUGUAAUCAUGGUCAGUGGAACCCCAUUUGCGGGAUUCCGGAUUCCUUGAGCUGAAUCCCCGAUUCCAAAGUCCAGAAUUCCAGAUUCCACCUGCAAAAAUUUUCCUGAUUCCAUAAUCCGGAUUGCCUUACACCCUCUCAACACUCUCAAUCAAUACUAGUCAUUUAUUUUGUACUGAAGAUUAUUUUUUUAAUUACCUUCAUUGCCCAAAUGAGAGCUAUUUAGUCAACCAGCAUAAGUUCUGUAGCGACUAGAGACCACUGAAAUUGCGCAAUUGACCAAUAUAUAAUUAUAAAACUUUUUCUUUUUUUAAUUUGGCUAUCUUUUUCACGUCACUCAUCAUGUCCAUGCUUGCCAAAUCCGCCCCCAGGACUUUCCCGGAAAAGCCCUGGGGAGGAGGAGGUCGAUCAUUUUAGCUGUCCAAACUAAAAUACGCUUUCUCUUCCAAAGCACAUGGACUUGCUAUUUCACCCUCAUCACCAACAACAAAGCCAUCUGAGAAUAACAGCACGCCCUUGUCAGCGAGUAAAUCAUCUGAAAAUAUUGUUACCUCGUCUACUGUACCGACAACGGAAGCGUCUACAAGUGAUAGUAUGUCUGUGCAAACAACUGAGGCGACUACAACUGUUAUUUCGCCAACAUCUACGACUCAAGCAUCGGCCAGCAGUACUACUGCCGUGGCAACGGCUAAAACAUCCCAAAGUCCUGCAUCAACGAUUCAAGUAUCCAAACCUGGUAGUGCUUUUAUGCCAACGACUCAAGCAUCUGUAAUUGGCAGUACACCUAGCCCUGCGCCAACGAAUACACCAGCUGUUAUUGGUAGCACGUCUUCACUGACGGCCACUGCUCCCACCCCGAGAACCAUUGCAUUCGUAACUCGUAGUUCACCUGCACCAAAUAAAACUGCAUCUAUAAAUGGUAGCACCACUGUGCUAAUGACUCCAGCAUCUUUAAACGUUACUACACCUUAUCCUAUGCAAACAAGUAAAUCAGCGCUGAAAAUGGGUAGUACGAUUUUAACAAAAACCAGCACGCCCACUCUAAGGACCAGUACAUCAAGUGCAUCAAUUAAUGUGAGUGCUCCCGUGACAGAGGCACCUACAAAAAGCAAGAGCACGGAACCUAUGACUAGCCGCUCUGAGAUGACCCCUUCUGGUAGCAAAGGUAAAAACAAAAAUUGUGAAAUUAAAUGUCUUUUAUUGUUCAAAAGCCAUAGCUCAUUAUGAAGAACUUUCUAAAGGAAAAGACGCGCCUGCGUGAGUAGUUUCUUUGUGAGAUUAACGUGCCGUUUAGGGUACCGUUUAGGCCCGAAGAUGAGAUGUAAGUAAGGGUGAAGAACCACUCAGUGGCGGAUCCAGGGAAGAGGGGGCCCCCCCAGGGGCCCUACUCACAUAUUUCAAUGACGGGGGGGUCCGAAGGAUUUUUUGGGUCUGACAUUUUGGCCAAAAGGGAUUUUUUUGGGUCUAUGAAAGACGCCAGGAUUUUUUGGGGUCGCGAAAACAACAGAGGGAUUUUUUUGGGUAUUGUAUUUUUGAUCAGCUCAAAUCAAAAAUAACAUAAGCGCAAUUUUUAUUUUUGUUUUUGACCAAAACCAAAGUUGAAGUUGGCAUGCUUUAACUUUCCAGAAGAUAAAUAAUAAAAUUUGCUGAUGCAAAAACACUGAGGGAUUUUUUUGGGUAUGCUAAAAAAAGUAGGGAUUUUUUGGGGUAGACAAAUUCUGAAAUUGGGAUUUUUUUGGGUAUAAAAUAUGAACCUCUGUCGGACCCCCCCGUCAUUAAAAUAUGUGAGUGGGGCCCCUGGGGGUCCCCCUUAUUUUUAGACCAAGGUGAGGUCCGAAGGGCCGAAAAAAAUUUUUUUCUGUCCACGCAGCAUAUGUUGAUGUGCCUAGUGCCGAACCUCUAUAUUAAGCGGACACCCUCUAUUAAGCGGACACUAAGCCUGGUCCCGAAACGAACGUCUGAUAUUUCCCUUUAUAACGAACCCCUAUUCAGCGGACUCCUCUAUUAAGCGGACGCGAACACUAAAAUAAGUUGUAUUUGGCUAAUUUCUAUUGUUAAAAACCUCUAUUAAGCGGACAUCGGACUGAAUUGACAAUAGUAGUAUUGGAUUAGGUCCUUGAAAUACGUACGGAAAUCGGUUAAUGUUUUUGCAUUUUUACAAACAAAUUAAAGUUAGUAAUGAAAGGUAAUGAAUUUAAACACUGGACAGCUUCUUUAACAACAUGUAACUUUAUCACAGUACAGAGUAACUGUUGAAUAUUGAUCGUUAACAAACAUUGCGCAAUUUUUACAACCUCUCAAUUAAGCGGACACUUGGGAAGGUCCCGAAGGUGUCCUCUUAAUAGAGGUUUCACUGUAGCUGCAUUGUAACCUGGGACGACCAUUUCAGUAAGCACUCGAUCUCGACGACGUUACGGAAAAAUCGGGGGACUGUAAGUAGUCUAACUCAACGUGACUGUUAGUUGGGAGUAGGUGAUCCGAAAUCGUGAAAUUACCGAUGAUGAGGGCAUUAUUGACCUCCCAAACACCUUUUUUAUUCCUUGCUUCUGCGCAUGAUCAAAGCACUGUCUGAAGACAAUCAAAUCUGCGGAGAAAAUAAUUCCAUCGAUCCCAACAAUUUUACUGAAAAAAAGGGGGACUGUAAAUAUGCAGUCUACACGAUAUUUUGCUCGACUUCAUCCGAAUAACCGUUUAUCACAUCCGUGACAGGUGCCAAUCAUUAACGUCCACGAACCAUUUUGUUUCACUUUGCAGAAACUCCUAAAGUCAAAGCACAUAAAAGCGGGAAGCUCUCGGCCGGGAUUAUCGCUGGUAUUGUGGUGGGUGUGAUAGCCGGCCUGGUCCUGUUUGUUCUGGGGGUCAUAUUUUUCAGAAGAUACAAACGGUUAAGAGCUCAAUACACCCACAGCCUUAUGGUGAAUAUGGACGAGCUGUAACUUACUGAACUUACUGCAUGAUCGCACGCUUGAUACUGAAGAACGUUUUAUUGGUCGUUUGCCAUCCCGGCUAACAGAGAGAAGUUUGAGACUAGAAAGGAAUUUACGAAGGGGGUGAAAACACAAAAAUUGAUUCAUAAGGGGUGCUCUUUAGAAGUGCCGUUUCUUUUAACCCUUAAAGCCCUAAUAUCCACAUAUAAAUUCUCCAAACUGAUCUUCAUACAUCUCCUUUAAGAAUUAAUUGAGACUUUGAUAACAGAUCAGAGCAUUUUCUCUUUACUGAUCAUUUUAUUAACUCUUAUAACCAUUUCUCUUGACAACAUAUGGAUAUUGUUAGGAGAAAAUUGUUGUUGGUCACCAUUGGGACUUAAAGGGUUAAGUAUUUUACAGUACCAAGAGAGAAUGAGUUAAACAUGGAUGAGCUCACUCUCUCUUGAUUGUACUAAAUAACUGUAAGUUGGUGCAUGUUUACGAAGAGAACAAUUUUCUCAAUGUUAUGUUGUUGUAGCUUAAACGUUAAUAAGGAGGGUAAUUCAGGGAAAUUUAAGAACAUUUUUUGCAGUAGUUUCGAGAUAAUUAUGCCUGAUGAGCCCAUAAGCACAAUUUGUAUUCUCGGUCUGAGAUUGGGAUCACAUUUUUGGAUAACUAAUUUUAAUUCUUGAAAGUUGGUUAACGAGAACCAGAAACUUUAAAGUUAUAAUAAAGCAAUUAUGCAAAGUUGGUCGAGUUAACACUAUCUACCUCAUCUUGUGGUAAGGAAAUAAAUAGCAUUAACUCCCAUUAUAGUUCCCAGGGCCGAGCGCGAUCACGGCUUGGGGUAGUAGUGGUCAUUGGGUAGUUAUCCGUUCCCCGUUCAAAGCCCGGGAAAAGUUUACAAAAAAAAAUAGUUGGAG